Ziziphus jujuba (common jujube) is the source of this 1152-nucleotide messenger RNA. Its product is annotated as flavanone 7-O-glucoside 2''-O-beta-L-rhamnosyltransferase-like. The record is from RefSeq and is a predicted model, not a curated record. Gene Ontology annotation, molecular function: UDP-glycosyltransferase activity. NCBI's taxonomy places the organism in Eukaryota, Viridiplantae, Streptophyta, Magnoliopsida, Rosales, Rhamnaceae. Bases 1 to 1152 code for a protein of 383 amino acids. The transcript is spliced from 6 exons.
AUGGAUAAUCCAAAUGAUGACCUUACCACUUACAAGGAAAAACUAAAGGAUGUUGAUGUACAAGAAUGGAAAAAGGCUAUGGACUGUGGGAUGGAAUCUAUGGAUUCCAACUCAGUCUGGUCUCUUGUAGAAGUACCUAAAGGGCAAAUGGAUGUCAAGACAACUUUCGUAAAUGGUAAAUUAGAAGAGGACAUCUAUAUGCAGCAAUCAAAAGGGUUUAUAGCGAAAGGCCAAGAACACAUGGUAUGCAAGUUGUAUAGGUUAAUUUGUGAACUUAAGCAAGCAUCUAGGUCAUGGAAUAGUAGGUUUGAUGAAACCAUAGAAAUGUUUGGUUUUGAGAAAAGCCCUGAUGAACUAUGUGUGUACAAAGAAAUUCAGGGUUCAGUAAUAGUUUUUCUAAUUCUUUAUGUAGAUGAUAUCCUUCUAAUCGGAAACAAUGUGAAGGUGUUAUCAGUGGCUAAGUACAGCUUGGAAACUUCUAAGAUGGGAUUUUUACCCUUUAAACGUGGAAUGCAUCUUUCUAAAAAGCAAUCAACAAAAACUCCUGAGGAGAAAGAAUUCAUAAACUUAGAUUUCCAAAGGGAUAUUGACUUUAGUAAAUCAAUGUUAAGCUAUGUGUUUAGCUUAAAUGGAGGUGCCAUUAGUUGGAGAAGCAUUAAACAGACUUCUGUUGCUGACUCCACCACUGAAGCUAAAUAUGUGGCUGCAUCUGAAACUGCAAAGAAAGCUGUGUGGUUUAAGAAAUUCUUUAUGGACCUUCAGAUUAUCCCAGUCGGUCAUCUUGUUUCAGAUCCUGCUGAUCACGACGAGGAGGGCAUUUGUAUCAUCGAUUGGCUUGACAAGAAAGAAAAGUCUUCAACCGUAUAUGCACAUGGUCUAGAGCUUAGCAAUGUGAAUUUCAUACGGGUUAUAAGGUUUCCGGAGGGAAAGAAGAUGGAGCUCAAAGAUGCUCUACCAGAAGGCUUUCUAGAAAGGGUGAAUGAAAAGGGAAUGGUUAUUGAGAAUUGGGCUCCCCAAGUAAAGAUUCUGGACCAUUCAAGUAUUGGUGGGCUUGUGAGUCAAUGUGGAUGGAGUUCAAUCAUGGAGAGCUUGAGAUUUGGUGUCCCAAUUAUAGCCAUGCCUAUGCAACAUGAUCAGCCAUGGAAUGCUUAA